Messenger RNA from Pelecanus crispus (Dalmatian pelican), 1779 nucleotides. It is a transcript of the gene ATG5, whose product is annotated as autophagy related 5. The record is from RefSeq and is a predicted model, not a curated record. NCBI's taxonomy places the organism in Eukaryota, Metazoa, Chordata, Aves, Pelecaniformes, Pelecanidae. Gene Ontology annotation, biological process: cellular response to nitrogen starvation; autophagy of mitochondrion; piecemeal microautophagy of the nucleus. Gene Ontology annotation, molecular function: Atg8-family ligase activity. Gene Ontology annotation, cellular component: phagophore assembly site membrane; phagophore; Atg12-Atg5-Atg16 complex.
GGGGGGAACGGGGUUACAGUUCUAGCUGAAGAAAGAAACUGAUCUACAUGUGCUUCACUAUCCAUUGGAAGAAUGACAGAUGACAAAGAUGUACUUCGAGAUGUGUGGUUUGGACGAAUACCAACCUGUUUCACUCUGUAUCAGGAUGAGAUAACUGAAAGGGAAGCUGAACCUUACUAUUUGCUUUUGCCAAGGAUAAGCUACUUGACACUGGUAACGGACAAAGUGAAGAAACACUUUCAGAAAGUUAUGAGACAAGAGGAAGUUAGUGAAAUAUGGUUUGAAUAUGAAGGUACACCACUGAAAUGGCAUUACCCAAUUGGUUUGCUGUUUGAUCUCCAUGCAUCAAAUACAGCCCUUCCUUGGAGCAUCACAGUGCAUUUCAAGAAUUUUCCAGAAAAGGAUCUUUUACAUUGCCAUUCUAAGGAUGUGAUUGAAGCUCAUUUUAUGGCUUGUAUAAAAGAAGCAGAUGCUUUAAAACACAAAAGUCAAGUCAUCAAUGAGAUGCAAAAAAAGGAUCAUAAGCAACUGUGGAUGGGCUUACAGAAUGAUAAAUUUGAGCAGUUUUGGGCAAUAAAUCGAAAACUCAUGGAGUAUCCUCCAGAAGACAGUGGAUUUCGAUACAUCCCAUUUAGAAUUUAUCAGGCAACAACAGAGAGACCUUUUAUACAGAAGCUGUUUCGACCAGUUGCUUCAGGAGGACAGUUGCAUACUUUGGGAGAUCUGCUAAAAGAUGUGUGUCCUAGUGCUAUCACCCCUGAAGAUGGAGAGCAGAAGACUCAAGUGAUGAUUCAUGGAAUUGAGCCAAUGCUGGAAACACCCAUACAGUGGCUAAGCGAACAUAUGAGCUAUCCAGAUAAUUUUCUCCACAUUAGUAUCAUUCCCCGACCUACUGAUUGAAACUCAGCCAUAUUGGUACGCGGAUCAGUCUCAAGCUGGAAUUAUAAGGGCAUGUCAACUUCUUGCUUCUGUCAGUCUUGCCAGAGGCAGCCUGACCAGAAAAAAAAAAAAACACCAACAAAAAAACGAAACAAAACAAGAAGUCCUCACUGCUGCAAGCCAAACAGGAAGAGAGAUCCUAUCAUCAGAUAAGGGCAAUAGGGCUGAUCUUAUUUUGCAUCACCGCUGCUUUUCUUCACCGCUGUAAUUAAAUCAGUUGCGAUAUGAAAGAAUUUACAGGACCUCUGCAAGUCUGCUGUUUUCUUGUAAAAUAUAAUGAAGCUGAAACUGUCAGCCGAAGAGCAAAUGGAAAUAUGCCACUUGAUUGUAUUUCUGAUUAACAAAUAAACAGGGCUGUUUCCUAAAGCGGUAGUGUUUCAACUUUGAGAGUGGAAACAUUGGUUUAAUUUUCUAGAAAGUUAGACACUGAGAGAUUCAGUUACCAAUAGCUUUUUGUAAAAGAUCAAAUUACUGUAAACCCCUCUUUCCUUAAUGAGAAGUUCAUGUUUACAGUAUGUGUAUUGGUAUGCAAAUGAUCUUUUAACUUUGAUAACAAGCAGUGAGAGAUUUUAAAGUAAACCCGUGAGCAUGUUUUGUCAUUUAAAAACAUGCACAACUUAAUAAUUUACAAAUACUGCUGAUUUGUAUGCUGUCAUGAAUACUCCAGUAUGUUUAUUAUUCAAACCAGUUUUCAUAGACUAGCAAUGAUGUAGGAUAAUUUGUCUCAGGAUUUGUCAUGGCAUUUCUUUGUGCUCAUCUAAAUUUUUUUUUCUGUAAGAAUAUUUUCUUAAUUUAGUUUAAAAAGUUUUUUUUUAAAAAAAAGUAAACAGAUGUUGCAAA